Molecule: messenger RNA, 798 nt
Organism: Diversispora eburnea
Lineage: Eukaryota; Fungi; Glomeromycota; Glomeromycetes; Diversisporales; Diversisporaceae
Source: the annotation of a GenBank genome assembly
AUGCCUUCAAGUUCAAUACCGCAGAGUGCUCUACGAAUAAGAGAUUUAGAGGCCAUCGAAAAAUUAAUUGUUGAACUUGUGGAAACUGCCGGAAAAGCAAUUAUGGAAAAGUUAACCGAAAAAUUAACCAAAACUCAACAAGAAGAGGAAUUUAAGAAAUUAGCAGAGAAAUUUUUUGCCUUGGUAGAUAAUAUUCAAGUUAGAUUACGCAUUCAAUUUCGAAAUAUGCGAAAUAUGGGCAUAACUUCUGGUGAUAUUCCUUUCUUCACCAUAACAUAUGGAGAAGAAAAAGAAUAUGAAAUUUGGAUGAAUGCAGCUAAAAUUAUUAAAAAAGAAUUAGAUAAUAUUAUUGUGGUGGCGGGUGGUUUGGGUUUACAAGAUAUGGAAAAUGAUAUAGGAAUGGAAAUUGAUGAAGAUGAUAAAAUAAUUUAUCUUCAUCCUUCAAUUGAGAUUGAUUUUCAAGAGAAUUGUACAACCGUCCAAGAAAAUCUUUCUACCAUUAAUAAUAAUGAUACUGAUGUUUCAUCUUUUAAUAAAAAAGAAUGGUUAUCUUUGAAGUUUCAAUAUUGUGUAAUUAAUAAUAAAGAUUUUACUGGUGGUAACAGCAGUGAUGAUGGUGAUAAAAUAGAAUCAAUAUCAAUAGAAGAAGAAAAAUGGUUUCUUACUAAUGAAAAUGUAAGAAAAUAUAGUGAAAUUUUAGAAAAAGAAUCUAAAUGGAAUAAAGUUGCAUCAUCACCUGAAAUUGUAGAAAUGAAAUCAAUAAAAAAUAGAGAUAAAAUAAUUUUGAAUGAGAAAUGA